AUGAGUUCGCCGUUCGAGAUGGAAACAACAAUUUCGCAUAAUCAAGUACGGGAAAAUCUUGUACUUUCUGUAUGGCCUAGUUGUAAACAUCUAAUAACGAUUGAUCCAAAUUCUUUAGCAGCUUCAUUAUGGCUUCGUGCUCAAGGAUAUUCUUGUUCAAUUGUUAAUGCUAAUCGACAAUUAUCUAUGAUAUUUGGAACUUAUCCAACAUUGUAUGAUGUUUCAAAUAAUAAACAUUAUGUCGGCUUUGAUUCAAUAUAUCAAUAUAGUCGAAAAUUAGAUCCAACAGCUGAUGAGCUUGCUCUGUUAGCGACAUUUAAACGUCUAUUUGUUCCAGCAUUUAUGCAUUCACAAUGGUUUGAUGAUAUAAAUAGAGCAUCAUAUCGAGCUUUAUAUCAUUAUACAAUUGGUUUACCAACAAGUUUAUUUUAUAUUCGAAAAAAAUUUACAUCAGCUCAAACAUGGUUAAAUAUUGUUGCAAAUAAAUGUUCAUAUUCAAAUGAACAACAAAAUCAAAUUUAUGCUGAUGCUGACAAAUGUUUAUCUAUAAUUGAAAAUGAAUUAGCAAGACAUAAUCAACCCUAUAUUGGUGGAGAAAAAUUUUCUCUUAUUGAUACAUGGGUUAGUGCUUAUCUUCUCGUACUUUCUCAUCAUGCAUCUGAAAAAUCUCGAUUACGAACUUUAUUUAAUCAACAUACACGACUUGUUAAUUAUGUUAAACGUAUUGAUGAAGAACAAUUCUUAUUAUUAACUAAAGAGAAUGAAAGUCAUGCUCUUUUAUCUUCAUCAUCUUCAGAAAAUUCAAUUGAUAUUGUUUCAAUAUUACAUAUCAUCUCACAAGUUGUAUCAUUUUCAAUCUUUUUUUUUAUGUUAACAAAAAUUGGUGCAAAUUCUCAUACGAUUACAUCAUAA
This is a messenger RNA of Adineta steineri, 912 nucleotides long. Lineage: Eukaryota; Metazoa; Rotifera; Eurotatoria; Adinetida; Adinetidae. The record is from the annotation of a GenBank genome assembly.